AUUGUCAACGGAAUUUACCGUUACUACUGACUAUGUGUACUACCGGAAGAAUAAAAGCACAGAUAGUAAGUGUGUAACUACGCUGGCGUACGGCGUUGACAUUUUUUUUGGUGAAUGAAUAUGUUUAUCGAACCAGUUACGUAAAAAUCUGUAUCUAAUUAUAAAGUUCAAUAGAGAAUUAGUCAUUUUUGAAGUAGCGAUAAGUUUGCAGGAGUUGUCGAGUGUUUGAACUAAUCUCGAAACGUGCGUUUACCAUCUCGAAAUCAAGCGGCACAUUACAUGGCGUCCUAUGAGAUUCGUAUACGAUUUGCUUUCUAUACAGUUGGUGUUUAGUUAUCGGACACGGAAUGCGAAUGGCUGAAGAGAAGGAAAUAGAGAAAUAGAAAAAAAGAAGAAGAGAACGAUCGAAUACAUAUAUCUGUAGGUAAAAGUGGAAGCAAGGUACAGAUAAAUUACUCGUUCUUCCGUAACUAAACGGCGGGGGCUUGUUGCGUUUACGUGGGGGCGAAUACAGCUAAGAAAAAGGGCGUGGAAAGAUUAAACGAGUUAAUAGGCAGAACGUAUACACGUACGCUAAAGACACUAUGGGUAAGACGCCAAAGAAGGCGGCCCCUGGGGGCGAUGAGAGGAAUUUGAACAAUUGGAGAGUCAAGGCAACGACCGAUUCUUCUGAAACUAGCUUGCCCAAGAGACAGCGCGAAUCCGAGAUUUCGAACAGAUCUAAAUUGAGUACUGUACAGAAAAAAAUACCUCCCGGUCAAAGAAAAUACUUCAAAAGUGUAGCAUCAAAAUCUGAGGAGAAUCAGUCUACAAAACAGAAAAGCAAACUGCCUGGCCCAUCCAAAGAAAAGAAACUAACUGUUCCUGGUAAAAGCGUGGAAUUGAAGGUCCCAAAAACCAUGCAACCAGAAUCAGAGGAAACAGAGGCAAAGCUUAAUCCAACCGUAGAAACGGAAAACGAGAAGAAAGAGGAUUCUGUGGAUAAUCAAGAAUCUGCCAAAGAGUGUGUUGAUCAGGUUCCUUCAAAGGAACAAGAGCCUGUUUCUAAGGAAAAAGAAGAAGACUCGACGGAUAAGGAAACUAUCGUUGAGAAAGAGCAGACGGUAUGCGUUAACGCAAACAAUGUAGACAAAAGUAAAGAAGUCGAGGAUGCCGACGAGAGCGAUUUAAAAUUGAGCCUCGAGGUCGAGGAUACUUUAAAAGUACAGGAAGAGAAGCCAAACGAUAAAGAUGUAAAAGACGAGCACACAGAAGAAUGUUCUCUACCGUCGAAGAACGACGCGAUUGAUAAAGAAGACUUGCAGAGCGAAUCUCAAACAGACACAGAGAGUUAUUCGGUUUUAGAAUCAACGACAUCGGAAGUAUCCGAAGUGUCUGAAAUCGCGUCUCAAAAUGAUGCUCAGAAAGAGAAGACGGAGAAAAUCGUUAAGGAUGCAACUAAGGAUACCACCAAGGAUCUUACCAAGGAUCACGCCAAGGAUACUUCGUUCGUUUCGUACGAUCCUUCGAUAAUGCUGAAGGAUGUACAAAUUAAACUAAACGAUUGCUUAAAGGAGAAUUCAAAAUUAUUUGAUACCAGUACCAUUGAGCACAGUUCGCCGAGUCAGCCGUCGAAGGAGUCUUUUGGAAAAACACUGAGAAGCAUUUCUGGUAGACGUUCCUUGAACAGAAUGCGUUUCGUUACCAUGCGAGAGCACAGAUACUCCCCUAAUGAUUCACUGUUUGUGAACACGUCCACCGCGUCCAUGCCAGCGGAUGAUACGUCGGAUUUUAAGAUUCUACGUUACAACACUGGCUUAUCAGAUGUGCUGUCCACGACUAACGGUAGCCCGACUGAAAGAAAACGCAAACACGAUACAGAAGAUUGGAAUACCAUGAAGAAACAGAGAACAGAAAGCGAGCAAAGUUUACUGCAUACUUCUAUCGACCUUCUGAAAGGCUUACGCAGGCCGAUACAAGUCUCUACUCCAGUCUCGGAGCUGAAGUUCCAGUCUGGAAAACUGAAUCUGGGAAACGAGCAAGAGUCUAAGCAACCCAACGAGGCUACGAAGAAGUGGUGCGCCAUCAUGUAAAUCACUAUCGAAUCACACGAUUUUCAUCUACAAAACAGAGUUCUUAUAUAUUUUUGCACACGAGGAAAACCGUUCGUGUGAUAUCACGCGCUCCAACGAACGAAAACCUAAGUAAAAUGCGUUCUUUUAAACUACUGGAUGGUAUUCGUUAAUGCGGGUCUCUGUUUCGUUGGAUUUUCGGGAACGUAUCAUCGGCAUUCGUAACAUUUCUCAACAUAUUUCUAUUCUUAUACGACACAUACCGUGCAAUUUCAUACUACACAGAGGCUCACGAAAAUAAGCAUUGUACUCUUUGAUCGUUCAAAGUUUUUAAACUCUUGACUAUGCCUAGAAUAUUAUACACUGUAUCUGAUAGUUGUCAGUAGCGAUUGAGUUUAUUUUAUACGAAAUGUAAUUAUAGAGAGAGCGUAACGACGAUAGAAACCACUUUGUUUAAUCGAUAAGGUACACGUUUCAUUCAAUCACUCGCUAGAGUUUAUGCUUAGCUGUUUGAUCGUUUAAUCGACGGGCUAUGCUUUUCAAAUAUUCUAGUAAUCAGUUCAAAUUACCGAGUUCGAGAACAAAUUACUUUUACUUUUUAAUUUAUAUCGUUUGCAUUUGUCUGGAAUACGUUGCAAGGAGGAAUACUUCUGAUAUUUAUAAGGUACCUAUGUUAUUUUCUUGCUGAUGCAACGUAAGCCUUAGUCCUUUAGUAUAUUUUUACAGUAGAUUAUAAAUUUAUGUUUCAGUAUACUUAGACAAAUCAGAAUUACGAGGGUAUUGUUAAAGAUGAUGUUUACCCUAUGCGCUUGUUUGCCAAGACAUCUUUUAUGUUGAAAAGCAUUUAAUACCGCCAGAGAAGUAACUCUUGUAUAUUGUUAAAUUAUACACAACAAUUACUGUCAACA
This is a messenger RNA of Osmia bicornis bicornis, 2959 nucleotides long. RefSeq names its product chemotaxis regulatory protein ChePep-like. The record is from RefSeq and is a predicted model, not a curated record. The coding region runs from base 585 to 2072 and encodes 495 amino acids. NCBI's taxonomy places the organism in Eukaryota, Metazoa, Arthropoda, Insecta, Hymenoptera, Megachilidae. The transcript has 3 exons.